This is a messenger RNA of Prinia subflava (tawny-flanked prinia), 1426 nucleotides long. Its product is annotated as dynein axonemal intermediate chain 7-like. The record is from RefSeq and is a predicted model, not a curated record. Gene Ontology annotation, molecular function: beta-tubulin binding; microtubule binding. Gene Ontology annotation, cellular component: axoneme. Bases 301 to 1422 code for a protein of 373 amino acids. The transcript is spliced from 6 exons. Lineage: Eukaryota; Metazoa; Chordata; Aves; Passeriformes; Cisticolidae.
UCUUACUAAACCUGUCCAGAAUCUACUGUAUUGUCGUGCUUGUGAAACUCUUCUGUGGGUAUUGAUGGACUCAUUUUGUCAGUGAAUCCUUAUUCCUUCAGAAAUCCUUUGGAACUGGCCACCAAUCCCAAAGCUCGGCCCCCAGUCAGGAGUUCCUUUCCUGGCCCAGCUCUGCGUUCCCCACAUUUCAGUGCUUGUCGAGAACCAGCAGAUGGGGCUGGAAUGCUGCAGUGAGGCAGCUCCAGCACAGAGUGAACUCAGGAGAGGUGGGAAGGGUGGGUGUGCUGGAGCACCGGGUUAAUGCUGCUGUCUGCUGGGUUUCCAGAGGGGGAUGCGCCGCUGCAGGAGGCCCCGGGAGGCGGAGCAGAGGCCCCAGCAGGCAGAGCAGAGGCCCCGGAGGUUGUUGAUCUGCAGCAGCUGCUGCCCCUGGGCGGUGUGUACCACAUCCAGGCCCUGCAGCUGCCGCCCCAGGCCCGGGACGUCGGGGACUGGAGCGUGGUGGAGCUGCUGGAUGUUGGACUGGAGGUGUAUCCAUAUUCCCCAGAAGAGGCUGAAGAUGGCACACAAGCACCAGUACAGAUAACCCUGAGGCUCCCUGAUAAUGUGAUUUAUUUUCAAGUGCCUGUGGUUGCCCGAUGGGAUCCUGCAGGCCAGCAGUGGAGAACUGAUGGCAUCAGCAACACGACCUACGAAGCAGAAGAAAAGAGCAUCACCUUUGGGAUGGGUGCCUUUUACACAGUAGCCCUUCUCCAGGAUGCUCACCUGAACCUGCCCUAUCAGGCCUGGGAAUGGCACCCUACUGCUGUGGAUGAAGGACUCUUCACAGUCACUGCAGUCUUUGCAACCAUUCAGAUACAAAUUAAGGAUAACCAGUGUAGGUUGUCUUCAGUAGUGGUGGAAGAGGAGGAGGUGCUUUCCCACAUCACAGGAAAGUGGAUGAGUCCUUUUGCCCUCAGAGCAGCUCUGAAAAGAGCUGGAGUGAACAUUUUCCCAGCAGAGUACUCUCCUGAGUACAUCCCUGUGCCCACAAAGGCUGCCCUGGCAGAAGUGAAGGCCUAUGAACAGAUGGCUCUGCUUGCAGCUGCUUUUGCUUUUACUCACAGCAAGUGGAAUGGAGAAGCAGGGCCAGGGCAAGUCGUGUUCAAGGUGAGUGAACACCUUACAGCAGGUUCUGCCCAAGACAAUGACUGGUCUCUUUACAUGUUCAGUGAUGAGAAAGUACAAAACCUGAAGCUCACUGAAACCAGUGAAGCUUUUUCAGAAGAGCUGGAAGAGGGGUCUGAAUUUCACUCCACACUCUACCAUAUGCUGAAGGAUUCUGCCAGCAGUGAAGCCAUGGAUAAAGUGGAAAGAGCUGGCUUCAAGUUUAUUGAUUCUGUGUAUCAGCUGCUCCUUGCUACCAGAGUUUUAGCAUACUCUUAGAUAC